Messenger RNA from Colletotrichum scovillei, 2361 nucleotides. RefSeq names its product transcription factor tfb4. The transcript has a single exon. Gene Ontology annotation, cellular component: transcription factor TFIIH holo complex; transcription factor TFIIH core complex. Bases 928 to 2022 code for a protein of 364 amino acids. NCBI's taxonomy places the organism in Eukaryota, Fungi, Ascomycota, Sordariomycetes, Glomerellales, Glomerellaceae. Gene Ontology annotation, biological process: regulation of DNA-templated transcription; nucleotide-excision repair. The record is from RefSeq and is a predicted model, not a curated record.
GCACAAACACUGACGACUGACUUCCAAAGAGACUCGUGUCACUCUGACGAGCCUCAACCAUUGGAACCCAACACUUACGCCGCCCGCUCCGCAUCGUCGACAGACUGGGUCUCCCCACGUUUCUUGACUUGAUAAAUAACGAGUGCCGUAGGUGAUACGCAAAUAGUGAGUGCUUGCCUACCUACGUCAUGCUCGAGAGAGGCACAUCCCACUAAGGUAGGCAUGGAAGGAACAAUGAGUCCCCGUUGUAGGGGAGGAGCGGGGCGGGAAUGCUUGAAUGUAAGGUACUUCACAGAUUGGCAAGCACGCAACCACGCAACCUACCUAGGUAAGAAAACGGCAAGGUGCUAUUAUCCUCGAGCUUACCUCAUCAAAAUGGAAACAGCUCCCCUCGAGCUGGUGCGCGCCGAUCGUCUCUAUCACUCAACGCGCCCCCCACGUCAGGAGCACGCCUGAAUGGAAGUUGCUGUGACUUCCCCUUCGGAGCCUCUUCCCCGUCGUCCCCGGUCCUGUGCCGUCCAAUCAACUUUGGCAGGUUUCCCUGCCGUCCAGUCUGUCGGAGCACAGGCCAAUUUGAAGCCCGGGGCACAUGGGUUACAGAUAUUUCUGGAUGAAAGCUAGCUUCGUUGCAUCACCACACCUCACACAAACCCCUACCUGCGAGACAGAGGAAAAAAAAGAAGAGCAGCUCACCCUGUCUGUUUGUGAAUGACACUGCGCCAAGAGACCAAUUCUAUCCGCUUGGCUUCAAGGGCGUAGGAUCGGACUGGAUCCGAAUCGAACGAGGUCCCUGGAUAGUCAAUACAACCCACAGGCUUCCAACACCUCUUCGAGCCAAAUCGCAGAUGCUCCGCCCGUGACACUCUCUCGCGACCAGGCGCCCGUCGCCCUUCGAGGUCAUCGUCGACUACCACAUCCUCCUCCGCCAUGAACGCCGUCGACGCUUCGGACCAUUACGAGGUCUCCUCGCACGAGGCCACCCCCUCCCUCCUGUCCAUUGUCAUCGACACGAACCCUCGAGCCUGGGCCGCUCUCAACGAUAUCCUCCCACUGUCAAAAGCCAUCGCCAACAUCCUAGUCUUCGUCAACGCUCACCUCGCUUUCAGCAAUGCGAACCAGGUCGCCAUCAUCGCCUCUCACAGCAACCGUGCCGUAUGGCUCUACCCUUCAAAGCCUGGCGCCGCCACAAACGGCAGCGCAAACUCUGAAGAUGUCGCAAUGACGGGCGUCGACUCCUUUGCGCCGACGCCAAACCAGUCUUCGGCCAACAAGUUUCCUCAGUUCGCCCAGAUCGAGGCUGCCGUCAUGGCCGCGAUGCGCCAGCUGGUCGACGCAACUACCGAGGCCGAUCUAGCCUGCACGACGACACAGCUUUCGGGCGCCCUCACCCUCGCCCUCACCCACAUCAACAAGACCUCCCUCUCCCUCAACGAGACCAACAAGGCCCCCGACGUGGCCCGCCCGACCUCCUCCGCCCUCAGCCGCCUCCGCGCCCGAAUCUUCAUCCUCUCCGUCUCCGACUCGGAACCCGUCCAGUACAUCUCCACCAUGAACGCCGUCUUCGCCGCUGCCCACUCCCAGAUCCCUAUCGACACCCUCGCCCUCUCCGGCGACGCAACCUUCCUCCAGCAGGCGAGCUAUAUCACCGACGGCACCUUUAUGCAAGCCGCCAGCCCCCGCGGCCUCCUCAGCUACCUCAUGUUCGCCUACUCCGCCGACGCAGAGGCUCGCUCCUCUCUCAUCCCGCCAACCCAUCACACCGUCGACUUCCGCGCAGCCUGCUUCUGCCACGGCCGCGUUGUUGACACGGGCUUCGUCUGCAGCAUCUGCCUCAGCAUCUUCUGCGACGUGCCCGAGAACUCAGAGUGCCUGACCUGCGGCACCAAGCUCUCUCUAGGCAGCUAUGGCGCCAAGCCUGCCGUUAUACCGCGAAGGAAAAAGAAGAAGAAGAAGACGGUCCUGGCGAACGGCCAUAUUAGGGAGGAAACGGGCAGUGCGGCGGGCACCCCCCGUCCAGGAUAAGACACAUGGCACAAAGCAUGGACAUCAUUUGAGUGAUGGUUAAUACGGGCUGGUCUUGAGUCAAAAGCAACGCCAGGAGUGCGAUAUACGUGAUUCAUAGGCGGCCGGCACUGCACGAUAUGGCCAACCUGCUGCCCUUAUUUUCCAAAGAUUCAGGGUGGUCCAACUAGUUACUCGACCCUGAUCAUACCAAGUGGCGAAAUCCAUCGCAGACCAAGGGGUGGGACUGCAUGGAUCUACUUCGUUUCUUGAGGUCCCUCAGAGUCGCACGGAAUCUAGCGGAUAACGGCCCGUCGUUGCGAUUGGAUUGAAUCGGGCGUUUAGGACAUAUAAUGGCAC